GCCGAGGCGGACGCGCGGCUGUUAGCGCGCGGCAGUUAGAGGUCUCGCUCUGCCAACGGUCCCAGUCGCCGCGGUCCCCGUGGGCCUCAGUCACCGUGACCCGGCCCCGUUUGAGCGCUCGCCCCCAUCGCUGGCGCAGUCACCGCGCGGGGUGGCCGCCCGUGAAAUAGCUACCACGGCUAGUGACAACGAACAAAUCUCCGGGACAGCGGCGCCCUCAGCUACAGCUGGGCGGGCGGCCCGGCCGGCAGCGGCGGCCCGUGAGCUACCGUGAGGAGGGAGCGGUGGAGGUGACCUCCUGUCCGGCCCCGCAUCAGCUGCCCUGCAGGCGCGACAUGAGCCUGGUCUGGCAUCCGCGGGAUGCUCCUUGAGUCUCUUCUCUGGCUGUUACCUCCGGGGGACGGUUGUGGCUACGCCGAUACGUAUUUUCCGAAUAAAUCAUUGUUUAUUCUUGCGGCGGCGGGACCGAACACGUUUAUUUUUAAUUUUCUCAACAAGCAUUUACCCAGCACUUAUCCGGUGAAACAACUUGCUGGAAGAGCCUGUAUUGUCCUCAUAAUAGUAUAGAAGAAUUCAAGAUAGGAAAGAGAGACAGCAGCGAAUGAAGACUAUAAAAGAAAAGGAGAAGGAACACCAAAGAUUGAGAAAAUCUGCCAAGACUAAGAGAGUAACCCAGAGGAAACCAUCUUCAGGGCCUGUUUGCCGGUUAUGCCUUCAAGAACCUGGGGAUCCCGAAAAAUUAGGGGAAUUUCUUCAGAAAGGCAAUCUCAGCGUGCAUUAUUUCUGUCUUAUCCUAUCUAGCAAGCUGCCUCAGAGGGGCCAGUCCAACAGAGGUUUCCAUGGAUUCCUGCCUGAAGACAUCAAAAAGGAGGCAACCCGGGCUUCUAGGAAGAUCUGCUUUGUGUGCAAGAAGAAGGGAGCUGCUAUCAACUGCCAGAAGGAUCGGUGCCUCAGAAACUUCCAUCUGCCUUGUGGCCAAGAAAGGGGUUGCCUUUCACAGUUUUUUGGAGAGUACAAAUCAUUUUGUGGAAAACAUCGUCCAACGCAGGACAUCCAACAGGGGAAUGUGAGGGAGGAAAUCUGUGUCUUGUGUUGUGAAGACUUAUCCCAAGCAAGUGUUGAGAACAUCCAGAGCCCGUGUUGUAGUCAAGCUAUCUACCACCGCAAGUGCAUACAGAAAUAUGCCCACACAUCAGCAAAGCAUUUCUUCAAAUGUCCACAGUGUAACAAUCGAGAAGAGUUUCCUCAAGAAAUGCUAAGAAUGGGAAUUCAUAUUCCAGACAGAGAUGCUGCCUGGGAACUUGAGCCAGGGGCUUUCUCAGAGUUGUAUCAGCGCUAUCAGCAUUGUGAUGCCCCCAUCUGUCUGUACGAACGAGGCAGAGACAGCUUUGAGGAUGAAGGGAGGUGGUGCCUCAUUCUGUGUGCUACAUGCGGAUCCCACGGAACCCAUAGGGACUGUUCCUUUCUUAGAUCCAACAGUAAGAAAUGGGAGUGUGAGGAGUGUUCACCUUCUGCUUCAGCCACAGACUACAUACCUGAAAACUCAAAUGACAUUUCCUACUGCAGCAGCACCUUCCACCCUGAGAAGCAUUUCUGCAGAGACAGCUGCCUGGAAGAGAAUCCAGGCCCUUCUUGGAUUGAUUGGCCACGACCUUCCUUAUUAGAAAAGCCAGAAUCCUCUGGUGGCAGGAGGAGUAACUCCUGGAGGUCCAAGGGUGUCAAAAUGGCUAAGAGCUGCAAAAAAUCCAAGUAA
Molecule: messenger RNA, 1753 nt
Organism: Cynocephalus volans (Philippine flying lemur)
Lineage: Eukaryota; Metazoa; Chordata; Mammalia; Dermoptera; Cynocephalidae
Gene: PHF7
Product: PHD finger protein 7
Exons: 11
Coding region: 602-1753 (383 amino acids)
Cellular component (GO): nucleus
Source: RefSeq, a predicted model, not a curated record